Messenger RNA from Bufo bufo (common toad), 933 nucleotides. RefSeq names its product olfactory receptor 2AP1-like. Bases 1 to 933 code for a protein of 310 amino acids. Gene Ontology annotation, molecular function: G protein-coupled receptor activity; olfactory receptor activity. NCBI's taxonomy places the organism in Eukaryota, Metazoa, Chordata, Amphibia, Anura, Bufonidae. The transcript has a single exon. The record is from RefSeq and is a predicted model, not a curated record. Gene Ontology annotation, biological process: G protein-coupled receptor signaling pathway. Gene Ontology annotation, cellular component: membrane.
AUGAAUAAUUUUAACAAAACAUUAGCUACACAUUUUAUACUCAUUGGCUUUAAGAACUUUCAUGAAGUGAGAAUAAUUGUAUUUAUUAAUCUUCUUUUAAUUUAUAUUAUAAUAUUUAUCGGGAAUUUUUUCAUCCUAUGUUUAGUGCCAAUUGUAAAGAACCUCCAUACCCCCAUGUAUAUCUUUCUGAAUAACCUUUCAUUAUCUGAUGUGUUAAUUACUUCAAAUAUUGUGCCAAACAUGCUACGAAUCUUGUGGACAGAAAAUGGAAGUAUGACAUUCUCCGGUUGUACUUUUCAGUACUACAUAUUUGGAUCCCUAGCUGCAACAGAAUGCUUACUUCUGGCUGUGAUGUCUUAUGAUCGCUAUCUGGCAAUUUGUGACCCUUUGAGAUAUUCAUCUGUUAUGACUUUUAGACUCUGUCGAAAUCUGAUCAUUUUCUCUUGGGUAGCUGGAUUUACUCCUACAUUUCCUGUUGCGAUAUGUUUAUGCAAACUCAAUUUCUGUCACCUAAACACUAUUGAUCAUUUCUUCUGUGAUUUUGCACCAUUUCUAGAACUUGCCUGUUCAGAUAUUUCUACAGUGAAGAUGUUGGCGUUUGCCUUCUCUUUCCUUUUUACCCUCUUCCCAUUUAUCAUCAUUAUUGUGUCUUAUGCUUCCAUUAUUAACACAAUCUUAAAAAUUAAGACAGAGAAAGGAAGACAGAAGGCCUUCUCUACAUGUAGUUCCCAUCUAGCUGUAGUUUCUUUAUACUAUGGGACUCUUUUUAUUCUCUAUGGCAUGCCUUCUAAGAAACAGUCCUUUAAUAUUAACAAAAUCCUCUCUCUUUUGUACACCAUUGUAACACCUUUGCUGAAUCCAAUUAUAUAUUCUUUAAAAAAUCAAGAGAUCGGUAGGGCAUUUCAUAAGGUUUUUAAGAAAUGGCUUUUAUGA